AGGUUAGUGAAAGUCACAUUGCCAUGCUGUUCGAGCCAAGCAGUCGGCACCAGUCCUCUCAUUUGCGAACGCGAGAAAUAUUCUUAGUUCAGGAUGAAAAAGUGGACUGGUAGACGCUCCCAGUUUUGGCACAGUCAUAAUACCAUCACAGUGGGAGUUUACUCUCAGUUGAAACAGUCGUUCUAAGGUAGACUAUUACUGUUAGCCAGCUUUCGUCGUGCUUCAAAUAUUUUAAAACGUGAAACCUAGAAACUAUAGAAGAGUUUGAGCUGUCAAAAGCGAGUUGAAUAAGAAAGUGCAGAACAUUUCUACUUAGCGCUGGGCGACUGACAUUUUCCACGAAGAUACGUCUUUACGAGGAGUAUGCUAAAAGUGGGUUCAGAACUAAAGGAAAGCUGAAGGAUUUGGCGGUCGUGAGCUUUUGGAUAUUCUAAUAGCCUAACCCGUCGGUUCAGGCAGGUCAAUGCUUUGGAUAUCCUACGGUUAAAAGUUGUCCUAGACCACUUUUGUCCUCAGAAAUUCAAAUGUAAAAUGUUAGCUGGACACAAAAAUGGAAACGUAUUAACAUUUUCUUAAUUAUGCUAACUUAAGGCGGAGAACCAUGGACAACAGCUUUGAACUGAAUUUCUUGCCAUCCGAGUGGAAUUUACCGCUCCGUCGUGGAAUGUCAGUGGGACUGUAGCUGGAGUUAAGCUGUGCACUUGGGACGCGCGCUCAUGGAACUCCAGGUGGUGUGUGGACUGCUCUACUGCUUCCUGCUACCAACGUUCUUGCUUGCAGCCUGCCUGUUUCGCUACAAUGCCCUGUCCUUAGUCUACCUUCUCUACCUACUGCUGCUCCCAUGGUUCCUGUGGCCCAACAAGCACACAUUACGAGGGCACACGGGGCGUUUCAUCAAAGCGCUCUUCUGCACCAGCCUGCUCUUCCUGCUCGGCCAUGUCUCCUUCCAGAUCUGCCUCUACACCAUCCCUGAGCUGGAUGAUGCCCUGGGACAGAACUGCAGCUCAGUGGAAACACUGUCAAGACAUGUUGGGGUGUCCAGAUUGCCCCUGGAUGACCCGUGGAACAUGGUUAGGCUCCUGACCCCAGAGCUGGGCAUAUUUAUCAUCUCACUGGUCACCAUGGUUACCUGCAACCGCCUUGUGAAGAAGAGGGAGGAAGGCCUGACUUCGCCUACAAUCCAGAAUUCCGUGCAGGAAGAAAAAGAAGAUGGGGAGGAGGAGGAGGAGGAGCAGCAGGAGGAGGAGGAAGAAGGUCGGCUGUUCCCCAGUGUUGCUGACAAUGAAGAGGAGGAAGAGGAGAACGGCAUCCCCAGCGCGGCAGCCCUGCUGGCUGCCAGGCUGCGAGCUACGGCCCACCGCUUCCUCAGGGACCUGGGGCGCGUGCUGGCCAUUACUCUGCUGGCUCUGGCAGGCAUUACCUUGCCAUCCGCUUUCUCUGCUGUCUACUUCCUGUUGUUCGUCGGCGUGUGCACGUGGUGGGCCUGCCACUUUCCCAUCAGCCACCUGGGCUUCAACGCUUUGUGUGUGAUGGUGGGCUUCUUCACAGCUGGUCAUCUGGUCUGCCUUUAUCUCUACCAGAGCCCUUUUGCUCAGGGAAUCUUCCCCCCAGCCAGCCUGUGGGCCAGACUGUUUGGCCUGAAGGAUAUCAUUAGGCCUGGCAACUGCUCCUCCUAUUCCUCCCAUGACCUCAUCCUCAACACAGAGCAUGACUGGCCAGUCUACGUCAACCCCGGGAUCCUUCUUCUCCUCUAUAUCACUGUGGCGAUUGUCCUGAAGAUCAGUGGUCAUGGCGGCCCUGACAAGCAUGAAGAAGGCAGACUGAGUGCCAGAGACGUGCUGCCAGGUGGAGGAGAGGAGGUGGAACUGCGUCCCUGGGGUCCAGAGAGACAAAGCACUGAGGAUGACACCAAGCAAAUGCUGCUCUCCAUUGGUGAGUCACCGACGACUGAAUCAGAGGGAGCCAACUCUCAUGUGACCAACGGCUCCAGCCGACAAGAUUUAGGCCUCGGUAGUUCCCUGCCUGCUCAGCAUGGAGACAGCCCUCUUUUCUUGGUGGGCCGCAUGGUCAUGGAGCAGAGCUACAUCUGCGCUCUCAUCGCCAUGAUGGUGUGGAGUAUUACAUACCACAGCUGGCUGACCUUUGUGCUGCUGCUGUGGGCGUGCUUCAUCUGGAUGAUGCGGGCACGCCGCCACUUCGCCACACUCUGCUCCCCCUUCAUCCUGCUGUACGGCCUGGCGCUGUGCGGCCUGCAGUACGUGUGGGCCAUGGAGCUGGAGCCCGAGCUGCCCCAGCACGUGGGCACCAUGAGCCUCCGUCAGCUGGGCCUGGACCGUGCCCAAUACCCCUGCCUGCGCCUGGGUGCCAUGUUGCUGUACACCCUGACCUUCUGGCUGCUCCUGAGGCAAUCAGUGAAGAACAACUUCAGCAAGAAGAAGAGCAUCACUGCCCCUCUCACAGAGGUGACAACUGGUGAGGGCAUCGGGCAAAAUGAGUCGGUCCUGAAGGUCCUCGGAGGCAUGGUGAUGAGUUUAUACGCCAAGUACUGGAUCUACGUAUGCGGGGGCAUGUUCAUCAUGGUCAGCUUCGCUGGCAAGCUUGUGGGCUACAAGAUCGUCUACAUGCUGCUGUUCCUGCUCUGCUUGUGUGUGUAUCAGGUGUAUUACUCCCUGUGGAGAAGGCUUCUGAAGGUCUUCUGGUGGUUGGUGGUGGCGUACACCAUGCUAGUGCUCAUCACCAUCUACACCUUCCAGUUUGAGGAUUUCCCGGACUACUGGAAAAACUUCACUGGCUUCACAGAAGAGCAGCUGGCAGACAUCGGCCUGGAGACCUUCGCCCUGUCGGAGCUCUUCUCCAGCAUCCUCAUCCCGGGCUUCUUCCUGCUGGCCUGCAUCCUGCAGUUACACUACUUCCACCGGCCCUUCAUGAGGAUCACAGACCUGGACCACGUCAGCCCCAUCCACAGGAAGAGGAACACUCCGAGGCCUGAGGUGGUGCGGGGUACAGACGGCGUGGGCUUUGAGGAGGAGGAGCUCGUCACGGAUCUCGGAGACGAUGAAGAGCUGGAGGAUGACGAGAUGAUACCCAGUAAGUGGGGGCUGGUGAUGGACCGGCUGAUAGUGCUGUUUGGGAAGUUCGACGACACGCUGAGCCAUAUCCAAGCCUUCAUCUGGAGGCUGCUGGAGCUGCACAUCCUCAAGAUGGUCGCCUUCUGCGUGGUGUGGGUGGCACUAGGAGAGCCCUCCGUAAUGAACCUGGUGCUGGUGGUGCUGUGGUCCUUCGCCAUGCCGUACGCACGCUUCAGACACAUGGCCUCUUGCCUCUCCACCGCCUGGGUGUGUGUCAUCAUCGUCUGCAAGAUGCUCUACCAGCUCAGCAUUGUCAACCCCAUCGAGUACUCCAACAACUGCACUCUGCCUCUGGCCAACGAGACGAAUCUUCAUCUGGAGGAGAUGCAGAACUCCAUACUGUACAAAGCUCCUGUGGAUCCAGCCAACUGGUUUGGCUUCAGGAAAGAUGCCACAGUCUUGGGUUACAUUAAGAAUCACCUCCUGGUGUUGAUGCUGCUAGUGUUCGAGGUAACGGUGUACCGGCACCAGGCCCAUCACUACAAACAGCUGCAGAGAUCCCCACCCAACAUCCCCAAGCUCUUCCCCAACGCCACACGCGACACCUUAGACCAGAGCCUGUUGUCUUGCAUCAAGUACCUGCUCAGCUACAGCUUCUACAAGUUUGGCCUGGAGAUCUGCUUCCUGAUGACAGUGAACGUGAUUGGCCAGCGCAUGAACUUCCUGGUCAUCGCCCAUGGCUGCUGGUUGGUCGCCAUGUUGGUGCGAAGGCGCAGGGCGGCCAUCGCCGAGAUUUGGCCCAAGUACUGCCUGUUUCUGGCGAUUUUCACCAUUUACCAGUACAUCCUGUGCGUGGGCAUCCCCCCUGCUCUCUGCAUCGAUUAUCCCUGGCGCUGGAGCUCGACGGUCACCAUUAACUCAGCUCUCAUUAAGUGGAUCUACCUGCCAGACUUCUACACUAUCCCCAACUCCAAGAACCUCAUGGCGGACUUCCUCCUGCUGAUGUGCGCCUCACAGCAGUGGCACGUGUUUGAGAACGAGAAGAAGGAGGAGUGGAUGGUGCUGGGAGGGGAGAACAAGGACAACCCCAACCCUAUGGAUGGCGUCCCCUUCAACCCAGCGCCCAACUUCAUCAACUGCAGGUGUUACCUGGACAUGGCCAAGGUGCUGGUGUUCCGCUACAUGUUCUGGUUCGUGCUGGCGGUGGUGUUUGUGACGGGGGCCACGCGCAUCAGCGUGUUCGGCCUGGGCUACCUGAUGGCCUGCUUUUUCUUCCUGCUGUUCGGCACACAGCUGCUGGCCAAGAAGUCCCACACGCGCCUGACGCUCUGGGACUGCCUCAUCAUGUACAACGUGGGCGUCAUCAUCUCGAAGAACCUGCUCUCGAUCCUGGCUUGCGUGUUUGUAGCAGAAAUGCAGAAGAACUUCUGUUGGGUGAUACAACUCUUCAGCUUGGUCUGCACUGUUAAAGGCUACUAUGACCCUAAGGAGGUGAGCGAUAAGGAGUGUAUUCUGCCGGUGGAGGAGGCUGGCAUCAUCUGGGACAGCAUCUGCUUCUUCUUCCUCCUGCUGCAGAGGAGAGUGUUUCUCAGCUUCUACUUCCUGCACGUGACGGCAGACAUGCAGGCGUCCGCCCGCCAGGCCUCCCGAGGUUUUGAGCUCUUCAGAGCCACUCUCAAGAAAAACAUGAAGUUCCACCAGAAGGCUGAGAAGAAGUCCUUGCAACAGCUCAAACGAUCGAUGGAGCGCAUUCGAUCUAAACAGCAGAAGUACAAGGGAGGGCGCAAGGCCUCAAGCUCCAAAGAGGGGAAGGCAUCGGACUCCCAAGAGGAAAAGAAAGAGAGGAAGAGCUCGAAGAAGAAAUGGCAGCGGCCCUGGAUGGACCACGCAACCGUGUUGCACUCUGGAGAGUACUACCUGUUUGAGUCGGACAGUGAGGAUGAGGAGGAGCUCUUCUCUGAGGAGCAGAAGCCCCCCAGACAGUCUGCAUUUCAGCUGGCCUACCAAGCCUGGGUGACGAGUGCCAAGGAGGCGCUGAGGGAGCGUCAGCAGAGGCAGAAGGAGCAGAGGAGGCUGGAGAGAGAGAGGAGACAGCAAGCCAGCCUCCAGGCGGCCUCGGGUGAUGGAGAAGAGCCUGUCUUUGAGGAAGGAACGUCCCAGGAUGGGGAGCUGGAGGAAGAAGGAGAGGAGUCAGGGAGUCGAAGUGACAUGGUACAGCGGAUCCUGGACAUCCUGAGGUUCCUGCGGGUACUGUUCCUGGCCAUGGUGGACGGUGUGACGCUGUGGCUCAACAUGCUCACUAAGCAGUAUGUGGACACCUCCACCGUCCUGUGCAAUGAGCGCUACAUGAUCAUCCACAACAUCAGCCAGGGCCCGAGGGAGCCCCUGGAUGACCAGCUGUCUCAGGGCAGCGAGAGCCCCACUCUGGAGACGUGUCUGGACGAGACGGAGACCGACCAGCUGCACAGCAGCGGCGCCAUCAGUGGAGCAGAGCUGGAGGACAUUGAGCUGGACCACUCCACCCCCCGGGCCAGCGCCUACAGCGCCACCCUGUGCCCCGAGCCCCCACAGGAGCUGGAGGUGUUGCCAUGGCCGGACCGACACCAGCGCCACUCCCGCACCGCCAGCGAGAUGCUGACUGACAGGGUAUUCUUCGUGGAGGAGCUGGUCCAGAGCUCUGAGUUCUACUCGUCUCAGAACCGGCUGCUCAAGCUGCUCUUCGCCCUCUACAGCCUGCUGGCCGCCAACUCGGAGCUGGUGUGCUACUUAAUUAUCGUGCUGAACAACGUGGUGACGGCCUCGGUCAUCUCGCUGGCGCUGCCCAUCCUCAUCUUCCUCUGGGCCAUGCUGGCCGUGCCACGGCCCAGCAAGAGAUUCUGGAUGACCGCCAUCGUCUACACAGAGGUGAUGGUGGUGGUGAAGUACCUGUUCCAGUUUGGCUUCUUCCCCUGGAACAGUCUGUAUGAGAUGCGGCUGAACGAGGACAAGCCCUACUUCCCUCCGCGCAUCCUGGGCCUGGAGAAGUCUGACAACUACAUCCGCUACGACCUGCUGCAGCUGCUGGCCCUGUUCUUCCACCGCUCGCUGCUGAUGAAAUAUGGGCUGUGGGAUCAAGAGGGACCCCUGGAGGAGAAGAGCCCCCAGUCCGCUGAGGUACAGACGAAGAGGGAGGAUGAAGAGGAGUGUCGGCCCAGUCACACGCCCAGCCUCACAGAACUGGAGGACGGGGCCGCAGAGACCCCCCAGCGACUGGAGUCUGAGCCUGAGCCUCUGGACACCCAGCCCACCCCAGAGCCCACGCCUGAACCCCCCCCUGCCUCCCCCACAGAGCAGGGUGCCGGGAAGAAGGGCGGCCUUCUGAGAUUCCGCAGGAAGAAAACCUCUGGGAAAGGUGGUGCUGAGAGCAAAGAGCCCAAGAAGAAAUCCAAGGGGAAGCGCAGAGAGGCGACUAGCAGAAAACUGAAAGCUGUUGGGUUCAAAAUCAAAGAACUGGUCAUUUCUGCAGUGCAGAAUAUCUACAGACCCACGUAUGGAUUCUUCCGAAACAUCCUGCACGCUGAGUACCAGGCCACCACAGACGUCUAUGCUCUUAUGUUCCUCACGGACAUGGUGGACUUCAUCAUCAUUGUGUUUGGCUUCUGGGCUUUUGGGAAACACUCGGCUGCAGCUGACAUAGCCUCCACGCUGCAAGAUGACCAGGUGCCCGAGGCCUUCCUGGUCAUGCUGCUCAUCCAGUUCAGCACCAUGAUCAUCGACCGGGCCCUCUACCUGCGCAAGACCGUCCUGGGCAAGCUCAUCUUCCAGAUCAUUCUGGUUUUCGGCAUCCACCUGUGGAUGUUCUUCAUUCUGCCUGCAGUCACUGAGAGGAUGUUUAAUCAGAACUUUGUGGCUCAGCUCUGGUACUUUGUCAAGUGCAUCUACUUCACCUUGUCGGCCUAUCAGAUCCGCUGUGGCUACCCUACCUGCAUCCUGGGCAACUUCCUCACCAAGAAAUUCAACCAUCUCAAUCUCUUCCUCUUCCAAGGGUUCCGUCUGGUUCCCUUCCUGGUGGAGCUGCGAGCGGUGAUGGACUGGGUCUGGACUGACACCACGCUGUCCCUCUCCGACUGGAUGUGUGUGGAGGACAUCUACGCCAACACCUUCAUCAUCAAGUGUAGCCGGGAGACAGAGAAGAAAUACCCACAACCCAAAGGACAGAAGAAGAAGAAGAUUGUGAAAUAUGGAAUGGGCGGACUCAUCAUUUUCUUCCUGAUUUGCAUCAUCUGGUUCCCACUGCUCUUCAUCUCAUUGGUCCGAUCGGUGGUGGGCGUGGUCAACCAUCCCAUGGACGUCACUGUCACAGUUAAGCUGGGGGGUUAUGAGCCUCUUUUCACCAUGAGCAUCCAGCAGCAGUCUAUCCAGCCUUUCAUGGAACAUGACUACGCGAAACUCACCAAGCACUUUGGGAAUAACGCAGGGGCCAUGCAGUUCAUUACACUGUACAGUUUUGAGGACAUCGUGACGGCUAACAUCGAGGGCAGCUCGGGCUCCGUGUGGCGCAUCAGCCCGCCCAGCAGACAGGAGCUCAUCAAGGAGCUGCUGGGCACUGCCGAGAUGACCCUGCGCCUGGCCUGGAACUUCCAGAGGGACUUGGGGAAGGGUGGUACUGUGGAGAACACCUUUGACAAACACUCUAUCCAGCUGGAGCCAGGGGACCCAGUGAGAGCAGACCUGGCAUCGCUGCUCGGAGGCAACCGCACAGAGCCUGUGCUGGUUCCCCGCAUGUUCCCUAACUACAUCCGAGCUCCUAACGGGGCUGAGGCCAAACCUGUGAGCCAGCUCUAUGAAGGUGAUGAAGAGGGGUAUCAGGAGGUGACGCUGUCUCUGAUGAGUGGAGGAGCACAGGAGUGGUGGGACAUCAGCAUAGCGGGCUGCGACCCCUCCACCAAGGCCUGUGGGGUUCUGCCUAUGGUCAUCUUCAACGACAAAGUCAGCCCCCCCAGCCUGGGCUUCCUGGCAGGUUACGGGAUCAUGGGUCUGUACGUGUCCGUGGUGCUGGUGAUUGGCAAGUUUGUGCGCGGCUUCUUCAGCGAGAUCUCCCACUCCAUCAUGUUCGAGGAGCUGCCCUGCGUGGACCGCAUCCUCAAGCUGUGCACGGACAUCUUCCUGGUGCGCGAGACAGGCGAGCUGGAGCUGGAGGAGGAGCUCUACUCCAAGCUCAUCUUUCUCUACCGCUCCCCAGAGACCAUGAUCAAGUGGACCAGGGAGAAGGACAAGGACUAGAUGAGCGUCGGAAAAAAGCCCAAGCCCAGGCCAAAGCCAGACGACCUUGUCCGUCCACUGUGUCUGGGAUCUGGGGGCCCGCUAUACCCAGAUGGUGCCUUAAUCUUAAAGUCUUUACCCCGCACAACAGCAUGCCAAUUGAUAUAAGUGUGGUGCUGUGUGCACAUGCCAGGAAAGCGCUACGCCGUACUUAUUGAGGAGGGGGAUAUUUAAAACCAGAGUUCUUGGCCCUGAACGCAGCGCCUGUGCUGAGCUGACAGUGAUCCCAUAGGGAAGAGGACAUUGGGAGUGGCAACAGCCCUGCGUUUCUGCACUGUGCACUCCUGGUCUGCUCUUGGCGCACGUGGUCCAGGCUUCUCGUAUCUUCAACCCAACCCCACCCCCCCUUCCCUGCAGGACCUGAGCCACGCUGCUCCAGCUUCCCUUCCCCUAGUAAUCCUCCAUGUGUCGGCCCGGCAGAUGGAGCGCCACGCUGCCAAAGCGUCCGUUUUGUGUGAAUGGAUGAGACAGGGAGCCAGAAACACGGGCCACCUCAGGCCAAUGACUGGAGCAGUCUCUCUGCUGGGAGAUGUGGGGCACAGAAGAGCUGAUCAGUGAAAGGACCUUCUUUUGCGAAUGGAAACACUAGCAUAAUAACACACAUCCUUAUAUUUCUACAAUGAAAAACUGUUUACAAAACGCUCAAGGCAGUUGGAUGGAAGUAAACCGUUACAUAUACCUGUAACUGCUUAUAGCUUUAAACUGACAAUGGCAAGACGUUAGGCAACAAAGACUCGAAUUGUUCACUCCUCACAAAGGAAGAGCUUGUUUCACAGAUCACACAUUCAAAUUAGUGAAGAA
Molecule: messenger RNA, 9170 nt
Organism: Clupea harengus (Atlantic herring)
Lineage: Eukaryota; Metazoa; Chordata; Actinopteri; Clupeiformes; Clupeidae
Gene: piezo1
Product: piezo type mechanosensitive ion channel component 1 (Er blood group)
Cellular component (GO): membrane
Molecular function (GO): mechanosensitive monoatomic ion channel activity
Source: RefSeq, a predicted model, not a curated record